AUGUCAUCCAAGUCUAGCAAACGCAAAGAAAAAUACAAUCUGCUUACGGACAAGACCGAGGCGGAGUCGUGUGAUGAGAGCGCAUCAAGAGAACCGUCUGUCGAUGAAGAGGCCGGGUUUGUCAGAGUCAGGAAAUACAUCCCAUGGCAGACGUUUGACCCAGCCUGGAAAUCAUGGUAUUUCUUCGUUCCGCCUAUUCUCAUCUUUUCAAUCCUGUCAUGGCUAGCCUUCUUUCCAUCGUGCGAAACCUGUCAAAAGAUGAAUCUCGACACAUCAGGAUACGUCUGCGCGCCAAAUGGCGCCCUCCCCAAAAUCGCCCGCGACCGGGGCUGCGAGUUCGACACCAUGUCAUUCAAAUGGUGGCCCAAGGAGCCCAUGGCGCACAAGGACAACGUCGCGCUGGUCAAAGACUUUUAUCGCGAAGGACCUUGGCAUCGGUAUUAUGACAAGGGCGGGAAACACGAGAUACCACCAACGAGCGAAGUCUUGACCGCCGGCUGGGUGACCAGAAAGGAACACACGUACCACUGCAUGUACACCCUGCGGCAGACGCACCUUUGGAUGGUCCUGGGGUAUGAUCCUCCGUUCAACUACAGCCACACGAUCCAUUGCACAAAGUACCUGAUGGAUGCCAUACUGGAGAAUCCGCCCAAAGACUUUGAGGAGCUCAAUGUGCAUGGGACUCCAUGGCCGGAGCAUCCAGAUAUCGUAAAACCAUAUUACCCUUGUAAACAAGAGGGUCUCAGCUGUGAGUCUUGGUAA
Messenger RNA from Colletotrichum orchidophilum, 762 nucleotides. RefSeq lists its product as uncharacterized. The record is from RefSeq and is a predicted model, not a curated record. The transcript has 2 exons. Lineage: Eukaryota; Fungi; Ascomycota; Sordariomycetes; Glomerellales; Glomerellaceae. Bases 1 to 762 code for a protein of 253 amino acids.